UGGUUUAUAAUCAAUAGGAGGCAGUCAUGCAACCUCAAGGAUGUUUGCUGUCGUAAAACCCGAAAGAAGAAGAAGCUACGUACGGCGUAUCGCACGCUUCGUCCAGGGACUCCAUUGGAAAUUUGGAAAGGUCUGCUAAGCUGUAACGUUAAGAAUUGGCGGCCUGGUCCUGGUCACACCGACCCAACAUGUAUCGUAUCAAACCAACUCUGAAGGACCGACAGCACUUGUAUAAGCUCAUCAUAAGCCAGCUGCUCUAUGAUGGAUACACCAACAUCGCUAACAGUCUCAUCAGUGAGGUCAAACCCCAGAGUGUAGUAUCGCCCUCUGAGCAGCUGAUGCAGCUGGCAAAAAUAGGGAUGGAGAAUGAUGACAGUGCAGUUCAGUAUGCCAUUGGGCGCUCGGAUACAGUGGCUCCUGGAGUGGGCAUUGAUUUGGAAUUUGAUGCUGAUGUCCAGACCAUGUCUCCAGAGGCAUCAGAGUAUGAGACCUGCUAUGUCACAUCUCACAAGGGUCCAUGUCGUGUUGCCACAUACAGUCGUGAUGGCCAGCUGAUUGCCACUGGCUCUGCUGAUGCUUCCAUCAAGAUCCUGGAUACUGAGCGCAUGCUGGCCAAAAGUGCUAUGCCCAUUGAGGUGAUGAUGAACGAGACAGCACAGCAAAACAUGGAAAAUCACCCUGUGAUUCGGACAUUAUAUGACCACGUUGACGAAGUCACCUGUCUCGCCUUUCAUCCGAAUGAACAGAUUCUGGCUUCUGGCUCAAGAGAUUACACCCUUAAACUGUUUGACUACUCAAAGCCCUCUGCAAAAAGAGCAUUUAAAUAUAUACAGGAAGCAGAAAUGCUGCGUUCCAUCUCCUUCCACCCAUCAGGUGACUUCCUGCUGGUGGGUACACAGCACCCCACCCUUCGCCUUUACGAUGUCAACACCUUCCAGUGCUUUGUGUCCUGCAACGCACUGGACCAGCACACAGACACCAUCAGUGGUGUCAGCUACAAUCCCACUGCUAACAGCUAUGUUACCUGCAGCAAGGAUGGCAGCAUCAAACUGUGGGAUGGUGUCUCUAACCGCUGCGUGACCACUUUUGAGAAGGCCCAUGAUGGUGCCGAGGUCUGUUCUGCCAUCUUCUCCAAGAACUCCAAGUACAUUUUGUCCAGUGGCAAAGACUCAGUGGUGAAACUGUGGGAGAUCUCUACAGGCCGGACACUGGUCAAGUACACAGGGGCAGGACUGAGCGGCCGUCAGAUGCAUCGCACACAGGGUGUGUUCAAUCACACGGAGGACUACGUGCUGCUGCCAGACGAGCGCACCAUUAGCCUGUGCUGCUGGGACUCUCGCACAGCUGAGAGGAAAAACCUGCUGUCUCUUGGGCACAACAACAUCGUCCGCUGCAUCGUCCACUCGCCCACCAACCCAGGCUUCAUGACCUGCAGCGAUGAUUUCAGGGCUCGCUUCUGGUACCGCCGCACCACCACAGACUGAGACAAGUUCUGGUUCUAUGUUUCCACUCUGCUGCAUCCCUCCCCAUCCCCUCCUGCCUGACGGGGAACCAAACAGGAUACAAGGCUCUGCUGUCUCAGUAACUGACUGACUCCUCUGCAGUCUUCCGUGACUUCCCUUCUCUCAUUGCUUUCUUAUGACCUGUGGUAUCUUUCAUUUUCAUUUCAUUUCAGACUGUGCUGUGGAAUUUGUGAGUCUAGUACUUAAGAAAACAGUUGUCAUUGCACCAGGGGCCCAUAUGUAUAUUGAGAGAGGUCAUCAUUGCUGUCAUCAUUGCUCAUGCUUGCAUUAAAACAGCCCUUCCUAAAGUGCUUUCAGUGUAGAGAAAGGGAUCAGAACUUAGUCCUUGUUUUGUACAAAAAUACAUUGCAAAUGUAUCUGAAGUUAAUAUGAGGCUUUAGCUUUAAGUGGAUAUUUUCCAGCAUUACAGUUUUUAUUCCAAAUUUCUCUUUUUGUUACUACCCCACCACCACAGCUCAACAGGGAAACACAAAGCAGGAAUUCUGUUCUAAAAAGUCUAUCUUUGGAAGAGAUCCACUUGGUUUGAUCAGUUCACAUUGCUAAACCCCAUAUUAGUUUCAGGUAGACUACUGAAUAUAUUUUUUGCACAGAAUCAGGACUUUUUGUCCCCCAUCACUUCCACUGAAAGUGAUCUUUUAAAGGGAGUAACAGGAUGAUUGAUUAUCAGAAGACACAUCUGUUACAAUGUACAUACGAGGACUCAGAAUGAAAAACUCUUUGAUAUCAUCGUUAUGAUAAAUGUUUGUCUAUUUGAACUGAAAGUGCGGCUGUCUUUUCACUGCUUAGAAACUUGAGUUGAACCACUCUGAUCUCUCAUUUCUCAGUUUUAUUUCAUGAUUGACCAGAGAAUUGGUCGAUCUUUUCUACUUUUAUAUUGUGUCCAUGUUCUUUGUUGUAAUUCAAAUUUUUAUUAAACAUU
This is a messenger RNA of Monopterus albus (swamp eel), 2442 nucleotides long. RefSeq names its product cleavage stimulation factor, 3' pre-RNA, subunit 1 (gene cstf1). Bases 189 to 1484 code for a protein of 431 amino acids. Gene Ontology annotation, molecular function: protein binding; RNA binding. Gene Ontology annotation, biological process: mRNA 3'-end processing. The record is from RefSeq and is a predicted model, not a curated record. The transcript is spliced from 6 exons. Gene Ontology annotation, cellular component: mRNA cleavage stimulating factor complex. NCBI's taxonomy places the organism in Eukaryota, Metazoa, Chordata, Actinopteri, Synbranchiformes, Synbranchidae.